Aedes albopictus (Asian tiger mosquito) is the source of this 6641-nucleotide messenger RNA. RefSeq names its product fibrinogen-like protein A. The coding region runs from base 92 to 1120 and encodes 342 amino acids. Lineage: Eukaryota; Metazoa; Arthropoda; Insecta; Diptera; Culicidae. The record is from RefSeq and is a predicted model, not a curated record. The transcript is spliced from 2 exons.
UAUUCUGAUAUAAAAGGGCCUGGCUCACAAACAGAUACAGUUGUUUGUGUAGUCCCAUAGUUCUCUGAAGGCAAUUUUCAAAUGCUCCACAAUGAAGGUGAAAAUUUUAACUAUUAUCUGUGUGUUUUGUGCGGUUCAUUAUCAUGAGGCAACAAAGGUGUCCAGCGACUGUUCCAACUGUCCGGCUAAUAGUGGUAGCUUUGGCUAUGAACUGCUCCUCGGUAAACUGGAAGAUCUCGAGGCCAAAUUCUGGAAUAUGUGGCUUGAGAUGAAAGAACAAACUGAAAACCAAAUCCGUUUCAAGGAUACACAAAAGGAGAUGAAGCUAAUGCUGACCAAGCUGGAGGACCGUUCGUCGGAGAUUUUGGAGCAGCACCUAAGUUGUGCCAAUCAUGAAAACUGGAAGAAGACGGUACUUGCAAUGCAACUAGGUAGACGAUCGAACAGCAGUUUACUAGAUAAUCUGAAACCAUUCAAAUCAUGUGCUGAAAUUUCAUCUUAUAUAUCGGGAAAGUACACUAUACAUCCUUUGGGUUUCGAGAAACCAUUUGAGGCGUAUUGCGAACAAAGUGUAUUUGACGGAGGAUGGACUGUUGUGCAGUAUCGUUUCGAUGGAUCAGUUGACUUCAACCGGAACUGGACUGACUACAGAAAUGGAUUCGGAAAGCUCGACGGAGAGUUCUGGAUUGGGUUGGAGAAAUUACAUCGUCUUACAAAAAGUGGUGACCACCAACUACUUGUGGAGACAAAAACAUUCAACGGAACUUACAAAUUCGCACGAUACGAUGAGUUUGUGAUUGGUACUGAAGAUGAGAAAUAUGCAUUAAAGAAGGUGGGAAGUUACAAUGGAAGCGCAGGAGAUGGAUUAAAAUACCACAUAAAUAUGCAAUUUUCAACUAAAGACAAUGACAACGAUCGAUCUGGCAGCAAUUGUGCCGUAUUGUAUAAGGGUGCAUGGUGGUACAACAACUGUUACCGUAGUAACCUUAAUGGACUAUACAAGAAAGGAAAUCAUCAAGAUAGUAUGAACUGGGAUCACCAUACUAACGAAUGCGAAGGAUUAGCAUAUUCUCGAAUGAUGAUUCGUAAAACCCCAAAUAAUGCUGAGACCUGCCCGUGAUUUAACUUAUAAAUAACCGUGAGAGAUUCGAGAUUGUUCACUUAUCGCUUAAAAUGUCAUUGCACAUUCGCUCUUCAUAUUGAUUUACUUGCAGUAGCAAUUGCAAAUUAAAAGUAACUAAAAAACUAGUUCAUUUGAUUGUAAAUACAAACAUUUGACUAUGGUGUAUUUUUUAAGUGGAUCGUAUCGUAUGAAUUCUGGGUGACAUAGGAGCUUCAAUAUAUAAGGAUAUAUAAAUAAAUUUCUUAUAUAUUAUUCUUGGGAAUGUCUUACCCAUUCAUUUCCGAAUAAUAAUUGUGACUAUAACACCACAGGAAAGUUUUUUUUUUUUUUCAAAAUAAUUACAAACUUCAUCGAAUACAACAUACAUUCCUCUAUAGGAUUUCAGGGGUUCAGGAUUUUUUCCAAGGAAUCAUGCAGAAAUUUCUCCAAGUAUUCCUCCACGAAUACCUCCAUGUUACUUAAGGAAUUCAUACAGGAAUUCUUGUGAGAUUACUUCAGCAAUUCGUUUGAGAUGCCCAUUUUGGUAAGCCAAAAUAUCCCAAAAAAAGACAAAAAAAACGGUUAAGCCCACAACACAUUUGCUUGGCAAAAAUAGUGUCGCCCCUUUGAGGAAUUUCUCCAGGAAUAACAGCAAAUUUCUCCAAAGAUUCCUCUAGAGAUUCAUCCAGGAAUUUCUCUAGAGAAUUUCUCCGGGGAUUCCUCUAGAUAUUCCUUCAGGGAGAGCUACAUUCAGUCCUGUUUUUACACGACUUAUUUUACGUGGUUUUAUUUUGCACGACUUAUUUUACGCGAUUUUUUCGAAGUUACGCGACUUUUUUACGCGGUUUUGGUCAUUUGCAGAGUUCAACCCGCGUUAAAAAAACUCCUUUGGAUUUUUUUCGAAAUAACGCAAAAUUUUUUUACACGAACCUUUUUUGCGCAAACGCAUCUAUCGCGUAAAAACAGAAUUGAGUGUAUAGAUAUAGAUAUUCUUCCAAGAACUCCUCCAGAUUUUUCUCCAAGAGUUCCUCCAGAUCCCUGGAGGGGUUACUGAAGAAAUCUCUUAAGGAUUUCCUGUAGGGACAUCGGGAGGAAAUCCUGAAUAAAUCCCUGGGAGAACUCGUGGAAGAAUCCGUGCAGGAAUCUCUUCGGAUUCAUAGUGAAACUUCAAAGGAAUGCAUGGAGGAACUCCUUGAGAAAUACCUGUAGGAAUAUCUGGAAGAAUCCCUGGAGUAAUCUCUAGGGGUAUUUCAGGAGGACUUUCUGUACAAAUCCAUGGAAAAAAAAUCCUCGACGAAUUCCGGGAGGAAUUCCUCGAGAAAACCUUAGGGAGAUUGCUGGAGGAACCCCUGGAGAAAUUCCACUAGGAAUCUCUGGAAGAAAUCUUGGAUGAGCUCCUGGAGAAAUCUCUGGAGCAAUUCUCGGAGGAAUCCCUGAAGAAAUUCCUAGGGAGACUCCUGACAGUAUUGCUGGAGUAAUCCCUAGAGGAAUUUCUGAAUCUCCGGAUGAAUUCCUUGAGGAAUCUUUAGUGGAAUCACUGGAGGAUUCUCUGAGAGAACUCACGGGGAAAUUUCAUGCAGAAUUCCUUGAGAAUUUACUGAUGAAAUCCCAGAACGAUUUCUUAGAAGAAUCCCUGGAGAAAUUUCUGGACCCUGGAGGUUUUGGUAGAAUACCGGGAGGGAUUCUUGGAAGAACCUCUAGGGUAUUUUUAAAGGGAUCUCUAUGAUGGAUAUGGAGGAAUUCCUGGAUGUAUUCCUGGAAGAAUCUCUAAAUUAAUUGCUGGAGAAAUUCUUGAAAUAAUACUUGGAGUAAUCCAUGAAGGAAUUUGGGGAGCAUUCUCUGGAGGGAUCCUUAAAAAACCAUUGGGGGAAUCUUGGAGUAUUUUCAGAAGAAUUCCUGGAGGGAUGUCAGAGGUUUCUGGAGGAAGUUCUGGAAAAAUCCACGGAACAAUUCCUGUUCGUCCAGUUCGUCUCACGAUCCAAUUUCAAACCAUUGGGGAACGUUAAUGUGCCCAUGUUUUCCGCGUCCACUCCAAGCCCAAGUUGUUGUGGUUUGCCCAAAUCCUAACAGCCAAUUCCGCUCUGUUGUACUAAGGUGAAGAAUUGCUCGUUGUUACGGGCGACUGCGGAGGUGGACGGUUGACCGGCCUUGCCACGACUACCAGCUAGUGGGAACGCCAGACCAAAGUUCUGCCAGAUGGUUUCGUUCUUCAGGACCGAGGUCGGAUCUUGGAAUUCCGUGUAGCUGGGCUGGACAUGGGAUGGUAGAACAACAUAAGAUCAGCGUUCAUGUGAACCGAAAACUGCCGAACAUGCCGAAAACUUCGUCGAACCACUGCACUGGAAGUUCAAUUCCUUUGAACUGUACAGAUAGUUAAUGGUGCGCCAACUUUUCCACUCCCGCAAGCGGAACACGGUGAUGCCGUAGCGCCAGACAUCUGCAAUGUAGGUGAAAGCAUCCUGGCAUUGUUCGUCUCAAAUGUCCACUACGACGUUUGUGUGCACCAAAUCAUUCAUUUGUCACCAUCAACGCUGUCCAUAGCAUAUCCCGUACUCGUUGCUUGCCAAUUUGAGGAGCUGUGUACAAAACUGCUAGUCUCUUCCAUCGGUUCCAUCUCCCUGGGAUUGCCUAGCAUAGCCAACCCCGAGUAUAUACCGCCAUCGAUUACUUCCUGAAUUUGCUGGAAAGAAAAAAAAGCUCCCACUAGGCAAAUACCUGAAAUAUACAACACCACAAUUACAAGACAAUUGAGCAUAUCAACUCGAAAAAUUUCGGUUAUUUCCUUAAACACUGAUCAAAAUGUGUCCUGGAGUCCGUUCCAAGGCAGGUAAAUAUCCCGCACAACUACCGUUUACGCUUGCAAAUACAAUCAAAACAAACACUCACCGUUGUUGCGAACAGCGCUAAAUAUGAAGACAAAUUGUAGCAUAUAAACAAUCGAGUAAACUGACCAAAAAUAAACAAAAUGUUUACUUUUUGUUUAGAAAUAAGUUUAUUUGCAUUUUUAAUCGGUAUUUUUGUUUUUCAUUGAAAAAAUAUGGGCAUACUUGAGACACAGAGAACAGACAUCCAGACAAGAACACAUCUAAUUCGCAAAGUUGUGUAAGGAUUUGAAUCUUUACUUGAAUCAGGUUGCAAACCAAUACACGAUGACAACACUAACGCCACCAAACACCAUGUUGCCAUAGUCAGUGGUGAAUUGAAAUAUUUCAAGUGGUGAGUUAAAUAAGUAUGGGAAAUUGACCGAUUGCAGCGCCACGCUAUUGCCACUUGUGUUGGCGAUAUCAAAUGACCGUUAAAUUCCUUACACAGUUUCGGAACUGAACUUGGAUGUCUGUUCUCUGUGCUUGAGAUUAAAAUGAAAUAUGAUUGUUGACAUUCACUGAGUACGCCCUCAUAUGAGUGCCGUCGUGAAACUCUAUCCAGAUGACAGAUUUCCGAAUGACCAUCGCGUUUGUGUUGGUUCAUUUCCUUUCUCAUUUCAAGAAUGAAGUUCUCACCUCAUUCGAGUCGACAAACAGAAUCGAGUGACAAGAUUCAUGUGACGACGCACAGUGGAGCACCUAGUACAUCAAAACUGAUCAAAAUUAUUUUGACGCAUUUUCACAACCCAAAUGCAACCCAAAUUAGUAAUGAAACGUAUUUCAUAGUUUUCGUAUUUUUUUAUUUCGUCAUUAGGGUGACCAAUUUUAUGAUUGUAAAAGUCAAGAUUUUUCAAAACUAUUUUUUUUUUCAAAAAAUCACAACUUUUGAACCAGUUGACCGAUUUUAAACUUCUUUUUUUUUGCUUGAAAGCUGUUGAGUUCUAGUUUUCAGCAAAAAUACGUUCAGAGGGCCAAAUAGUGUUUUAAGGCAAAUAAUAUCAUAUAAUAAUAUAAUUAUCACGAUUUUUUCAAAGUGUCGCAACUUUUGAAAUCGGAAACAUCCGGAAGGUUUUCUUUCUGCAUUUGAAAAAGGAACAAUAGUUUUAUCAUACACUAAACGCAGAUUUUUCGGAAACAGCCGGAAAAUCAACUUAUUUCAUUUUGAAUGUACGGUAAAGGAUUCCAUCAAAUAUUUUUUUCAAUAUUUUCAUAUAUUGUAUGUAAAUUCAACGUCAAUAUGUUUGGGUUUCAAAUUACGAGAAUAACUACAUUAACCUUCUUUAACAAACUGCAUUGUUGAAUUGAUUGACUAUCAAUUUCAUUCACUUUGUACGGUCAAAACUAGCACGCGCUGUGAGUUAUAUCAAAGAAAACGGCUAAACUUCAGCUUCACUUAACCUCUUCUGAUAAGCGUAAACAAAACAUUUGUACACUGCUUAGCUGUCAAACGAUUACACGAUAACUACACUUGGCAAAAACACAACGGAAAACCCAAUUACUUCAUUUUGAGUUUUUUCACUUAUGAUCAGGUUUUGAUGUGAUUUACUCCAAUGUGCGACGAUGUGAGAGUUGUCGAUUCGAGUCACUCGACGCGCAGAAGGAGCACAAUUGACACGGGUAAUGCAUCGAACUCUUGGCGGAGCGUGCAGAGAUGUUGGUGGCAUGACCGACACUUGUUUCCAAAGUGUUCGAACCAGCGUUUCAGCUGGUCAGACGGGUCUGUUAAAAAUAGUCCAGACGUGUCUUUCACGGGCAUCGCACGGUGUGUUGAAACAGGAUUAUUAUCGCACUUUCAUGAACCUAAAAUAUUUUUUCGUUAUAAGUUAGCCUUAGCAGUAUAUAUUAAGAUUCUGGAGGUUAAAAAAUCUUUCAUCGGGGAAAAUUAAAAUAAAUUCGAUUUUGGUAGUUUACCACUUUUCUCAAAUUAUAUGGAAUUACGCGAAUCUGGUGAACCUAAACCCCGCUAGAAAAGGCCCCUUUCUAAUAAUAAAUUUGAAUCCAUUUAGAGAGAAACGAAUGCAAAAGUCUUUACAACGAGUUAAAAUUUGUUUGGCGUUCGUUUCAUGCGUCCAGCCCACUACAGUCUGCCGAAAAUCAUAAAUCAUUCAAGUCUACAUUCCUUCCAUUUGUCUGGCACAUAGAUAUUUGUAAUGGAGGUAAACAAAUAGGGUCUUGUACCAUUCGGGCAGGUGUACCUAUUUUUGGCACUUGCCGCUAUAACUAAGUCAAUUUUAAACCGAUUGAUUUCAAAUUUUGUAUAGAGUUAGGCACGUACAGUAUCUAACUCUGUACAAAAAUUCAAAUCAAUCGGUUUGAAAUUGACUUAGUUAUAACGGCAACUGCCCAAAAUAGGUACACCUGUCCAAAUGGUACAAGACCCUACUUCCCAUUAGAGUGACUUAUACAUUUGAGGAAGCACUAUACACCUGUGACUCGUAGAAUUUGCAGCACAUAAACUUCAUGUGCUAAUUUGCCUGAAAUGGCGGGUAUUAAUUGCACAUACUUUGCAUCUCAAAUCACAUCCACAUGGAUAUUUGCCAAAAAAUGUGAGUUGACUAUACUGAGUGUGCGUGACUUAUUUGCAAAAGUUCUGCCUCUGAUCUGUUGAGGACUUUCGUCCAUACAAAAUCUUAAAAUUUUCAAAAACUUAUCUCCGUGUUACUUAUAAAUUGAUA